CAAACAUGGCGGUGGCGCGCCGGAGCGGACGGGGUUUUACGCUGACUUUCUCGGUUCUGUCGUGGUUCUUGCUGGGCGGGCACGCCGAGACGCCGGUGUCGGAGUUGGGCGGCGGCGGCGGCGGCACCCGCAUAUUCGGCAUGCGGCUGGAGAGGAGCGACAAGCCGGCCGUGACCACCGACGACGGGGUGAUCCAGGUGACCGAGAGGAGCGACAUCCUCCUCCGUUUCUACGGGCUGCAGAUCCUCCCGGAGACGUGGACGCUCAUCAAGUUCACCGAGCAGGACCCCGGCGAGGAUGACGACGGCGGCGGCGGGGGCGGGGGCGGGUACGGGAGCACCGGCAGGAACGCCGUCCCGUUCAACAGGACUUGCUCCGAAUACACCAAAGACAUAGUGGUGAGGGGCGACAUGAACGUCAGCAGCCAGCGCACCUCCGGGGUGCUGAGCGUGAAAAUCAAGCCGCUCCGCAAGAGCGAGGCGGAGAAGGUGUACGGCCUGUGCGUGCGGGACAGCGACGACGGCAAGUGGUACCUGUUGGGCGAGGACGACGGCAGGCUGCGGGUGGUGGAGGAGAAGGCGUCCCUGCUGCCCCUGUGGCUGCAGGUGAUCCUCAUCUCGUUCCUCCUGGUGCUCUCCGGCAUGUUCAGCGGGCUGAACCUGGGGCUGAUGGCGCUGGACCCCAUGGAGCUGCGCAUCGUGCAGAGCUGCGGCACGGACAAGGAGAAGAAGUACGCGCGGAAAAUCGAGCCCAUCCGCCGGAAGGGCAACUACCUGCUGUGCUCGCUGCUGCUGGGCAACGUGCUGGUCAACACCACGCUCACCAUCCUGCUGGACGACCUCAUCGGCUCGGGGAUCGGCGCCGUGGUCGCCUCCACCAUCGGCAUCGUCAUCUUCGGCGAGAUCGUGCCCCAGGCGCUCUGCUCCCGCCACGGCUUGGCGGUGGGCGCCAACACCAUCCUGGUGACCAAGCUGUUCAUGCUGCUCACCUUCCCGCUGUCGUGGCCCAUAAGCAAGCUGCUGGACUGCGUCCUGGGCCAGGAGAUCGGCACCGUGUACAACCGCGAGAAGCUGGUGGAGAUGCUCAAGGUCACCGAGCCUUACAACGACCUGGUGAAAGAGGAGCUCAACAUGAUUCAAGGGGCCCUGGAGCUGCGCACCAAAACGGUAGAGGACGUCAUGACGCCGCUGGGCAACUGCUUCAUGAUCCACAGCGACGCCGUCCUGGACUUCAACACCAUGUCCGAGAUCAUGGAAAGCGGUUACACGCGCAUACCCGUGUUUGAAGACGAGCGGUCCAACAUCGUGGACGUCCUCUUUGUCAAAGACCUGGCCUUCGUCGACCCGGAUGACUGCACCACCCUCAAGACCAUCACCAAGUUCUACAACCACCCGGUCCACUUCGUGUUCCACGACACCAAGCUGGACUCCAUGCUGGAGGAGUUCAAAAAAGGAAAAUCCCAUCUGGCCAUUGUCCAGAAGGUGAACAAUGAGGGAGAGGGAGAUCCCUUCUACGAGGUGCUGGGACUGGUCACGUUGGAAGACGUCAUCGAGGAGAUCAUAAAGUCGGAGAUCCUGGAUGAAUCAGACCUUUACACUGACAACCGCAACAGGAAAAAAGUGGCGCCCAAUAAGAACAAGAGAGACUUCUCCGCUUUCAAGCAUGAGAGUGAAUCGAAAGUCAAGAUUUCCCCUCAGCUGCUGCUAGCCGCUCAUCGCUUCCUCGCCACAGAGGUGAGCUUGUUCAACCCGUCGCAGAUCUCGGACAAGGUGCUGCUGCGGAUCCUGCGCCACCCAGACGUGAUCCAGGAGAUCAAGUUCAACGAAAGUGACAAGCGCUCGCCGCAGCACUAUGUCUACCAGCGAGGGAAGGCCGUCGACUACUUCGUCCUCAUCCUGCAGGGACGGGUGGAAGUGGAGGCCGGCAACGAGAACAUGAAGUUCGAGACGGGGACCUUCUCCUUUUAUGGCGUAAUGGCGCUCAGCGCUCCCACGUUGGUGGCUGCUCCUCGUUCUCGCCACCUCUCUUUUAAGAGGUUUUCUCUGUUCUCUCGGUUGCCAGAGUUCCGCUCCCCGUCCCAUUUGAGCGGGCUGAACCGCACGGCCUCCUUGAGCGGCGCCGACCGCAGCGAGUCCCUGUCGGUGAGCGGCAGCAACAGCCAGCUGAACAACAGCGCCCCCUCGCCGCAGUACACCCCCGACUUCUACGUGCGCGCUCUCUCCGACCUGCAGUUUGUGAAGAUCACCAGGGCUCAGUACCAGAACGGUCUGAUGGCGUCCCGCUUGGACAGCACCCCCCAGUCCCCGGAGAGCAGCCACAACAUGACCCACGGGGAACUGACCACACCCCCAACCACCGCGGACCACGGCCCGGCGGACAUAACCCCAACGGAGAACGGGCCGGACGAGACCACCCUGCUCCUCCUCAACGAGCAGAACUUUGUGUCGGGUCCCCCCCGCACCACGGCCAACCACCACAGCCAAUCGGAGAACAGCAUCUGACACCGGCGUCGGUGCACAUGUGCACUACAUACUACGUGUGGACGUGUGGGCCAAAGGGACAGAGGACUCGGUGUGUGUGUGUGUGUGUGUGUCUUUGUGUGUGUGUGUGUGUGUGUCUUUGUGUGUGUGUGUGUGUGUGUCUGGGCUGGCGGUCUGUAUUGUGCACAUGCCGUGCACAUCAGCAAGGUCCAAAGAGACGGGCCCACAUGCACGCCUGUGCAUCUGCAAAGACACGAGAGACAUGUUCACAGACACGCAUGUACCGCGCUGUGCUGGGGACGCCAAGUCACCGACCCCCGUCACCGACUAGUCUCUGGUUUGCUGCACCGCUGUUAGGAAUUAGUCCCCACCCACAAACCACGUCCAAACCCGCAAUGCAACCCCAUACUCGUCAUCCGCCUCGCUGGUGUGAAUGAGCAUCCUGAGGAACCGGUGUGGGAAUCAGAAAGCUGAACUGCCCGGUACCACAACC
Molecule: messenger RNA, 2973 nt
Organism: Lampris incognitus (smalleye Pacific opah)
Lineage: Eukaryota; Metazoa; Chordata; Actinopteri; Lampriformes; Lampridae
Gene: cnnm4b
Product: metal transporter CNNM4
Biological process (GO): magnesium ion homeostasis; magnesium ion transport
Cellular component (GO): plasma membrane
Molecular function (GO): magnesium ion transmembrane transporter activity; sodium ion transmembrane transporter activity
Source: RefSeq, a predicted model, not a curated record